Colius striatus (speckled mousebird) is the source of this 2777-nucleotide messenger RNA. It is a transcript of the gene RNF19B, whose product is annotated as ring finger protein 19B. Gene Ontology annotation, cellular component: cytoplasm; ubiquitin ligase complex. The transcript has 10 exons. Lineage: Eukaryota; Metazoa; Chordata; Aves; Coliiformes; Coliidae. The record is from RefSeq and is a predicted model, not a curated record. Gene Ontology annotation, molecular function: ubiquitin conjugating enzyme binding; ubiquitin protein ligase activity; zinc ion binding. Gene Ontology annotation, biological process: protein polyubiquitination; ubiquitin-dependent protein catabolic process; positive regulation of proteasomal ubiquitin-dependent protein catabolic process. Bases 297 to 2474 code for a protein of 725 amino acids.
CAUUGAGCCACAGAGUCCCCCAAGACCAUGCUGGUAUCGCUGACCUUUGCCUGUCGCUGUUCCCAUUGUCACCUUGUCCUUCCCACCGUCCCCAGGCCCUUCAGGAAGAGCUGCAGUGGGUGAUACCAAGUGAGACCACUGGAGGACCAGAGGAUGGGAUUCCCCCUCCUGUCACUGUGGCAACCCCUGGUGGAGGCAGCGCUCGGAGUUUCCUUCGCCUCCCGGAACGACACACGGACCUCUCCGCUGCGGGUCACACGCCGUCCGUCGGCAGCCGCCGCCUCGCCCCGCCAGCCAUGGGCUCCGAGCGGGACUCCGAGUCGCCGCGCUCCUCCUCCAUCCACUCGGCCGCCGCCAAGUGCCCGAAGCCCGGCCGCCGCCGCCGCCUCUCGUUCCAGAGCGUCUUCUCCGCCGCCGCCGCCUCCGCCGCGGGCGGCCGCCGCCGGGCCAAGGCCGAGCCGCCUCCCGCCGCCCCGCCGCUGCCUCCCGCCGCCCCGCCGGCUCCCUCGGACCAGCCGCCGCCGCCGCCGCCGCCGCCCUACCCGCCGCCUCCCCCGCCGCCCGCCGAGGAAGCGCCGGUGGCCCCGGAGAGCGGCGGGGAAGAGGAGCUGGAAUGCCCGCUGUGCCUGGUGCGGCAGCCGGCGGAGAACGCCCCGCGGCUGCUGUCGUGCCCGCACCGGUCGUGCGGGGCCUGCCUGCGGCAGUACCUCCGCAUCGAGAUCACCGAGUCCCGCGUCAACAUCUGCUGCCCCGAGUGCAGCGAGCGCCUCAACCCCGCCGACAUCCGCCGCCUCCUCCGCGACUCCCCGCACCUCGUCGCCAAGUACGAGGAGUUCAUGCUGCGCCGCUGCCUCGCCGCCGACCCCGACUGCCGCUGGUGCCCGGCCCCCGACUGCGGCUACGCGGUCAUCGCCUACGGCUGCGCCAGCUGCCCCAAGCUGACCUGCGAGAGAGACGGCUGCCAGACGGAGUUCUGCUACCACUGCAAACAGAUCUGGCAUCCCAACCAGACGUGCGACAUGGCCCGGCAGCAGCGGGCGCAGGCGCUGCGCGUGCGCACCAAGCACACCUCGGGCCUCAGCUACGGCCAGGAGUCCGGCCCGGCUGAUGACAUCAAGCCGUGCCCGCGCUGCAGCGCCUACAUCAUCAAGAUGAACGACGGGAGCUGUAACCACAUGACGUGUGCGGUCUGUGGCUGCGAGUUCUGCUGGCUCUGCAUGAAGGAGAUCUCAGACCUGCAUUACCUCAGCCCCUCUGGCUGUACAUUCUGGGGCAAAAAGCCAUGGAGUCGUAAAAAGAAGAUUCUCUGGCAGCUGGGCACGUUGAUUGGUGCUCCUGUGGGCAUCUCCCUCAUCGCUGGCAUCGCCAUUCCUGCCAUGGUCAUUGGCAUCCCUGUGUAUGUUGGGAGGAAGAUCCACAGCAGAUAUGAGGGAAAGAAAACCUCUAAGCACAAGAGAAACUUGGCCAUUACUGGUGGGGUCACCUUGUCUGUCAUUGCCUCCCCCGUCAUCGCUGCUGUCAGUGUUGGCAUUGGAGUCCCCAUCAUGCUGGCCUACGUGUACGGGGUCGUGCCCAUCUCGCUGUGCCGGGGCGGCGGCUGCGGCGUGAGCACCGCCAACGGGAAGGGGGUGAAGAUCGAGUUUGAUGAGGAUGACGGACCCAUCACAGUGGCUGAUGCCUGGCGAGCCCUGAAGAACCCCAGCAUUGGUGAAAGCAGCAUCGAGGGACUGACCAGCGUGCUGAGCACCAGUGGCAGCCCCACCGACGGGCUCAGCGUGAUGCAGGGCAACUACAGCGAGACGGCCAGCUUCGCUGCUCUGGCGGGCGGCACGCUGAGCGGGGGCGUGCUCUCGGGGGGCAAGGGCAAGUACAGCAGGCUGGAAGUUCAGGCAGAUGUCCAGAAGGAGAUUUUCCCCAAAGACUCGGUCAGCUUGGGAGCCAUCAGCGACAACGCCAGCACUCGAGCCAUGGCUGGUUCCAUCAUCAGCUCCUACAACCCCCAGGACAGGGAGUGCAAUAACAUGGAGAUCCAGGUGGACAUAGAAGCCAAACCAAGUCACUACCAGCUGGCCAGUGGCAGCAGCACAGAGGACUCUCUGCACGCCCACACCCAAAUGGCAGAGAAUGAGGAAGAGGAGGAGGACGAGGAGGAUGGUGAGCAGGAGCAGAUGUGCAAACACCAAAGCUGUGAGCAAAAGGACUGCAUUGCCAGCAAAACCUGGGACAUCACCCUGGCCCAGCCCGAGAGCAUACGGAGCGACCUGGAGAGCUCCGACAGCCAGUCGGACGACGUGCCAGACCUGACCUCGGACGAGUGCGAGUCCCCCCACUCUCAGACUGCAGCAGCCUGCCCCCAGACCCCCAAAACGAGAGGUACCGACAGCCCAAGUGCCCCCCUGAGCCACUGUGCCCAAGCUGAGGGCUGCAGGCUGGAUGAAAUGGUCAACCUGGAGUGCAUCGAAGCCAGAGUAUGAGGUGGCCUCCUGCUGAAGAGCACACUCGUGGCGUGGCGUGGUUUUGGGGGCAGGGUUGUGUCCGUGGUGGCUUCUGUUUGCCGUCCCCCAGCUGCCCCCCAGCCUCACCUCGGGCAGCUGCUGCUUCUUACGUGACAAGAAAAAGAGGAAACAAACUCCUCCCCAAGCCCCCUGCCCUCUUUUUGGUUUAAUUUAUUGGUUCAAGCUCUGUGAGGUGUGUAAGGGUGUAAAUAUGUCUGUGUGUCUGUAUGUCUGCAACCAUCCUAAGGGACCAUUUGAAUAAAGACUCUGGUUGUCGUUGGA